Messenger RNA from Daphnia magna, 4120 nucleotides. Its product is annotated as zinc finger protein rotund. The record is from RefSeq and is a predicted model, not a curated record. Gene Ontology annotation, biological process: negative regulation of transcription by RNA polymerase II. Gene Ontology annotation, molecular function: DNA-binding transcription repressor activity, RNA polymerase II-specific. The transcript has 2 exons. Bases 518 to 2071 code for a protein of 517 amino acids. Lineage: Eukaryota; Metazoa; Arthropoda; Branchiopoda; Diplostraca; Daphniidae.
UUUUUUUUCUCUUACCAGUUGGGCAGAGGCAGUCACUCAGACGUGUUGGUAGUUGUGGACCGAACCGGUCGUGUGGUCCUUUUGCUCUCUGGCAUUUUGUUUUAUUCUUAUCGUGUCCUAUGUGCGUGUGUGUGUGUGUGUGUAGAACAACAAAAAACAUUCAUCUCCCCAACACAACUUGGUGUUUAACGUUUGGUGUGCGUAUUUAAAGAAAACAAGUUGUCUUCUUCUGUUUUUGGGGGUGUGUGUGUGUGUGUGUGAAUGCGAAUUGGCAGACACGUGGCGGUUCUGGUGUGUUGGGAGCACAAAAAAGGAAGAUUUGUUUUGUUAAACAUAAAAGAAAAGGUGAACAAAAUAGUUUGCGCGGAACGACAUGGUGGCCAUUGAUGAAACCAAAACUCAAUCAUUUGAGGGAAAAUGGGUCAUUGUGUGUCUAGUUGACCAAUAGUGUCCCCCACUUUUUCUUUUCGUAUUUGAGGAAGUGUGUGUGUGAAUUUAGGGUGAAGUUGAACAAAAAAUGGCGGCCUUGUUAGGUGACCAAAUGAAAGGUCAUUUGGUCAAUCCGUACGCAACGGCGGCAGUUGCUUCUAUGGACUACCACAAAAGUUAUCAACAUUUACUGCAUUUGUCUGGUCACGAUUUGAUGAAUCAUCAUCACCAACAACAACAGCACAUUUUACAACAACAACAACAGCAACAACAGCAUGCAGAAAAUGCUGCCUCAGUUUCGUCGUCGCCACCAGUCAAUGUCUCCGUCCGGUCAGACACCCCAAACGACAAUGCCAACAAUGGCGAUGGCAAGAUAUUUGGCUCCAAGGCAGACCUCCAGCUCCACACGCAGAUCCACAUGCGCGAGGCCAAGCCGUACAAAUGCACGCAGUGCUCCAAGUCGUUCGCCAACAGCUCGUACCUGUCGCAGCACUCGCGCAUCCACUUGGGCGUCAAGCCGUACCGCUGCGAGAUUUGCCAGCGCAAGUUCACCCAGUUGAGUCACCUGCAGCAGCACAUCCGCACGCACACGGGCGACAAGCCGUACAAGUGCCGCCAUCCGCACUGCACCAAAGCGUUUUCGCAGCUGAGCAAUUUGCAGUCGCACUCGAGGUGCCACCAGACGGACAAGCCGUACAAGUGCAACUCGUGCUACAAGUGUUUUCAAGACGAAACGGCACUUUUGGAACACAUUCCAAAGCACAAAGAGUCCAAACAUCUCAAGACGCACAUUUGCAAUUAUUGCGGAAAGUCGUACACUCAGGAAACGUACCUGGCCAAACACAUGCAAAAGCACACGGAACGACCGGAGAAAAGAUCCAGGGGAGGUGCAGCGGCGGCGGCGGCGGCGGCGGCAGCAGCAGCAGCUUCGGCGAAUGCAGCGGAUUCCAAUUACUGGAACAAAUCGGUUGAAGCCAACGGACUGGAACCUUCGGUCAUGAAUCACUCGAGUGGUCACGAGCGGAACGACGAUUGCGUUCACAACAACCAACAACAGCAGCAGCAGCAACAACAACAACAAAAUGAACACCGUUUGCACGACGACCGUCUGGCACAGCAAAUUCAUCCGCACCAAAUUGGAGGCGGCGUCGGGAGCGGAUACGACAGUUCCAAGACGUCAUCAUCAUCCAUAUCUGCGUUCACGCCGAUUCAAAGUGGAAUGCUCGGCGGAGGUGGAGACGGCGGCGGCGGCCAAAUGGGCGGAGGGGGAGUCCAGUCAGCUGUGGCGGCAGCAGCAGCAGCGGCCGCCGCAGCCGCUGCCGCUUCCCGUUCCUACUUUUCGUACGAUCCUUUGGGCGCGUUCGCCAAAACGGCCCAACAACCGCCGUCCUCUUCGUCGUCGACGCCGUCGUCUUCCACGUCGCAGAUGGGCGGAGGCGCCAUGAUGACGAUGGAAUCGAUGAAGUCGGCCAACGCCUUCAACACCAAUCAGCUGAUCUCGUUGCAUCAGAUCAAAAACUACGCCCAUCACGCGCAUCAUCCGCAUCAUCCGGCCGUGGCGGCAGCAGCGGCCGCUAAUUUGAUGUCGCCCGGCAAAGAUUUUGAUUUCGGUUUGGGCACUAAAGAUAAAGGUGGUCAAUAGAAUAUUUUGAAAUUUUUUUUUUUUUUUUUUCCUUUUUUUGUUUUCGGGGCGCAAAACACACCACCUCCAGCUUUGUUCGUCACACCUUUUUUUUGCCGAUCGUUUAAAUUAUUUUAUUUCCGGCGACGCAUUUCUAUCGCUCCUCUUCGUUUCCAUUGGGGAGGGGGGGCAUUAUGAUGUCAUCUGCCCAGCGACCGUGCAGCAGUUUGGUGUCUUGUCGAUUUGAACGAACGCCAUUGACACCAACCACUCGCUGCAGAGCGAGAUCGUGGUGAGGAGGGGAGGGGGAGGAGGAGAUAAUUUCAUUUUACCUGAUGGAUUUUGUUUUUGUGAAGUGGGAGGAGUCCGUUUGUCAUUUAAUAAUGAAGACCAUCACAAAACUCUCGAGAGUUUGUAAUAAUUAAUUAACGGGUGCCUUUUGUUUUGUUCUUUUUUUUUUAAAAUGAAAUUUGAACAACAACAACAACAAAAAAAAACAAUCCAUCGUGUUUGUCUAGUUUGUGUGUGUUUUCUUCCAGUCUCACGGAUUUCAAUUAAAAACAUUUAAUCGGAAACACUAAUGAAGAGUUGGAGACAAAGAGAUUUUGUUCGCCCUUUCUUUUUUUUUUUCGAAGCUCAUUUGGGGGCGUUGUCUCGUCCAGUUCCAAUUUCAAAUACCUCAAACUGUCCCAUUUUAUUUCCCCAUCUUUGUUUUCUCUCCAGAAAUCAUUCAAUUACAGUGGCUUGUUCUUUUUGUGACAGAGUAUCUCCAAUUUGAAAUUGCUUGUUUAUACGCCGUAAUAUAUUCUCGAUCGAAACACACACAUCAGACGCAACUGGAAGCCCGUCUUGAUCUAAUUAAUUUAAAACUCUUUGUCUCGUUUUUUUUUUUUUUAUGAUUAUAUCGUCGUGUUGUUGUUCUCUCCUCUCCUUUUUGAUGGUCUCUGCCGUUAUAUGAAAAUUGCCCGGUGAAAAUUUUUGAAUGCGCAAAAAUGUCGUGUCUACUCUCCUCCCCAAUUUGAUAUGCGAGUCUCGUCUUCUUCUUUCCAAGUAAUUAUUUUUUUCUUCUUCGCUGAACUGGAACUAUUUUUUUUUUUUUUUUCCUUUCUCUCUCGUUCGUUUCUAACUUGUUUAGACUGCCCCCUAAAAAAUGUCGUUUCUCCUCCGUGAAAACAUCAAGAGAAAAGGUGUAUUUUCACGAUAACAAAACGUCGAAGGAGAACUUAAAAAAAAAACGUGUCGUGUUUUCUACUUUUUUUUUUCUUUCUUUCUUGUACAUACGUAAGAAAGUGUUUUGUUUUUUUUUCUUUUUGUAUUUUCCGUCUAAGGAAGGGAAGGUGAAUUGACUUGUUUGAAAAUUCCGAUCCCUCCGUUUCGUGCGUGUUGUUUCCCACCUCUCCAACGUUUCUUUAUCUCAAUGAUUUCGCUCCCCCAUUUUGUUUGUGUUUUUUUUUGAAAAUUCCCUGUCGGUUCUGUUUUGUCAUCUAGGGGAUUGGUCGAAUUAAUUUUUUUUUUUUUCUCUGUUGAUGUUUGUGCUGUCGUUUUGUUUUGUCUUUGGAUGGCGAUUUAUUAGGAGAGGAGACGGUGCCAACAGGUCUCUCUUUCUCGAUUUCAAAAUAGUUUUUUUUUUCUCCUUUUUUUCUCAAAACAUUUGGGAAACCCGUUUGACCGUUUUUCUAGAAAAGAUUUUUGACAACAGCGAACAAACAUGAAUUCUUGUUUCUUUUUUUUUUUAAAUACGCAUGUGUAUGUUACUGUAUGUGUGUGCGUGUGUCUGUGUGUGUGCGCAGAGUGUCGUGUUCAAUUCCUGUGCACACACACGCACGAAAAAUGCCAUUUUCACUUGUACAAGUUUGCUACUUACACACAGUAUCUCCAUUUCAUCCCAUUUUUUUCCCCUUAAAAGAUUUUUUUUUCUUUUCCUUUUUUUUUUAUUUGUGUCUCCUUUUUAUCUGCUCCAUUCAAGCUUGAAAAAACACACAAAAAAAACGUUAAUUAAAAGUGAGAAUCAUUUCUUGACGAUAAAAAUAAUAAAACGAUAAUUCAAUAAUAAAAUAUCUGGUCGAAUUA